Messenger RNA from Cinara cedri, 40063 nucleotides. The record is from the annotation of a GenBank genome assembly. NCBI's taxonomy places the organism in Eukaryota, Metazoa, Arthropoda, Insecta, Hemiptera, Aphididae.
CGAAACAUAAUAUGGUACUGGUAAUUAUUUUAUUUUACAUAUAUGUACAUUUAUAUUUAUUUGAAAACUUGUAAAACAGUACGUGUUUAUUGUAAAGAUCCGAAGUGUGACAAUUGAAAUAUAUACAGGUCAUAAAAUUAUGUUUAGAGUAUUAUAGGCGUAAUAACAGUAUAUUAUGGUAUAGAUUUCAUAUUCGAGUAAGUAUAGUUUGGUGUUCAGCUUUAUACGUAUCUUGUUAGCUCAGAGCUGGUUUGUGGGACGGUGGAUAGUAGCCUCGGGCCGCGAUGUUUUGUAUUUUCGGUUUUGUUUUUAAAUUUAUAAAUUUAAUUUUUAGAAUUUUGAGUGCGGCGAAAAUUCGAUAAACAUUCGGUUUUUUUCUAAACAUUCUUCCGGUUUGCAAAAACCUCUGAAUUUUUCAUGUCAUAAAAGAAUGAGGUUUUUUUUUGCCUGACCGAAUUUUGGAAAACCACCCCCAGGUAAUUUUGUUUAUUUUUCGGAACUAUAAGUAACUUGCAUGUAUAUCAUAAUAUUAUGACCGCUAGAAUAAAAAACUGAAUAAAAAUGAAUUAAUCUGAAUUAAAACAAUCAACAAAAAUUCCGGGUAAAAGUACUUUCCACAGACUAUAAUCUGGCCUUGCGUUUACUCUAUAUGUAUACACUUAAGUUAAAAGAUAAAACAAAUGGUAAUAUAUAAUAUAGAGUAAGUUAAUUUAUAACUGUACGCAACAGGUAAAUCGUUACUAACAAAAAAAUAUUCUGAGCGAAAUCCGAUUAAACAUGACUCAGAGGUUCCCAACCUUUUUUGACUCACAGCACCUUACAGUAUUUUUUUUAAAAUUCAUUAGUACUCUAUAGUGUAAUAGUAGUAUAUCGUGUAUUUAUAUUUUUAUUUUAUAACUUCGGUUUUCUUAAUUAAGUAUAAUCAUUUACCAACAUAUUAUAUGUACACAUCUAGGAAAUAAAUAAGGGGGGGGGGUGUUAAAAAAUGUAGUUUGGUUUAAUUUAAUGAAAAAUGGUUUAAUUUAUAAUUUGAAUAAUAUAAUAUAAGUCCUUAAGGAGUCGUUAGUGUUAGGUCAAAAAGAGUUAAUUCAAUUUUAGUUAUUAGGUUUUUGUGAAAUUUCAUUCUAAAAAACCUAGUGCAAUUGACUUAACUCCCUUUGACCGAGCACCGAAGAUAUAAUGUAGUAUAAGUUCUAUUUUUUAAGUAUACAUGAGAAGGAAGGGGCUUCAGUCUCCAUAAUUCUCCAUAGUAUUCGUAACUGUAUAUACAUAAUAUUAUUAAAUUUUAUAAAAAUUAUAAAUAAAUUUAAAUUUUAUAAUGAAGUUGUUAGAUUAAUAUUAUUUGUAGGUAUAAAAAUAAAGCUAAGAUAAAGCUACAGGUAUUCGGUUUUAUCGUAAAAAAGUGGUAACUUGAUUAUUUUAUAGUAGUUCUACAUAGGGAACAAAUGAAAAUUGAAAUGGGUUUUAUACAAUCUAUCCUAUUAUACUCACAUGUUACCAAUGGUUCCUAAACUUUUUUUUUUAAAACAAGACACAUUGGGAUCUUAACACAAUUUUCAUGGCACCCUUAGAGAACGAUAGUGUGAACAUCAAUGUGCUGUGGCACCCCGUUAGGCUAACUCAGAACUAUGUUUUAAAAUGCCACGAUUUGUAUUAAAAUUUGAACAUAAAUUACUUAUAAAAAAAACUAUUAUGUAUAUUACGCAUAUUUUGUCAAGCACUUUUGCUGGUUGAAAACAAUUUUACCUGCAUAACACUAAAUCAAAUUUAAACAUAUUCUAAUAUUUCAAAUACCUAGAUGUAAAUAGCUAAAAAAUCGCCAAAAUUCACUAUAAAAAUAAUUCUACUUUAAAAAUUUGGAGCAAGAUUUAUGGUAAAAAGCAAAUCGAAAGCAAUUAAAAUAAUGAAAUCGUCCACGUCUUAAAUAUUUGUCCAUUUUUCUAAACGUUUUUCGAGGUUUUUUCCUAUUAUUAUGAAAACCGCUCGGAAAAUAAAAUUACAUUCCCAAUACACCAAUUAGAUCCAAAAUGCAAUAAAAAGUCUUUUGUCAUUUUUUGAUUUAAGUAAGAUUUCCGUAAAAAUAGAUGUUACACACAGAAAAAUCAACUACACAUUCACAUCAUAGUAAAUAAAUUAAUACAUUCAGAACACUCAGAAUCUAAAAAAAAAAAAAACCAUCGGCGAGUAGCUGAAUUUGGUUACUAUCAGUGGUUUAAGCAGGAAAAACUUCAAAACGUAAGGUUAGGUUUGGGUUAAUACAACUUUAAUAAAACUAAUAUGAGUUAUUAAUAUUUCAUUAAACAAGUAUGAUAACAAGUAAAGCUUCCCCCCCAGACUUUAAAUACUUGAGCUAACGGGAAUUGACAGGGUUGAAUCCAGGACAAGAUUAUCGAGAUUAUUUUGAAAAUUCAUAUAAGGCACACAUUUUAUGACGAGCUCAAUGAUAAAUCAAGCUAAGAUUAUAAUGUCGGCUAAGAGUAAAUUAUAGUGUCAACACUAGACAUGGGGUUAGACGAUCACUCCUAUCGCUUUCCUGAAUCCACUACUGAGGACUAACAAUUUUACCUUAAAUAAGAAGUUCUCCGUUCACAUUAAUGGGGGUCACAAUAGAGUUGAAUUUUCCCACCCUACUUUGUAAUAUAAACAUAUUUUUUGUAAAAUAAUUAAUAACCGAAUGCUAUAAUUGUAAUGCAAUACCAAACCUAGUACCUAUAAUAUAUUGCUUCCGUAAAUUGGUAAAACUUGAACAUAAAAAUGGUGGAUGCGGUGGUUGAAUGUUAUAAUCCUUAAAAGACAAUCAUCAUCGAUACUAACGCAAUCCAAAUACAAAAUUGCAUUAGAUACCAUCAUUUUAUUUAGUGGUCGGUAGUGGUGUUAAAAGCUAAAAUAAUACCAUCCAGUAUGGUGAGAUUUAAAUUUAAAUUCAACCUUAUCUUAAUCAUUUCAAUCUGCCAAAUUUGAUCACCGAAUUUGAAAUCAUCCAGAAGGAGUCUCUAAAAGCACACGGGGAAAACGGGUAAAAGUUUUACUUAAAAAUACAAAAUCAAUAUUGAGCUUAAAUAAUAUAGAGAAACGUUUAUACGAAAACAAUGCAAGUACAAGCUCACAUUUUCAAUCACUAAAAUGUAGACAUUUAUUAUAUUAUACGAAUACCACCGGACUAAAUGGCUUAUUGCGAAUAAUACAAUUUGUAUUAUAACGUAUCGUUAUAAACAAUAAAAAUGUAUACUUAUAAAUAUAACUGGUUAUAUUAUUAGAUACAGUAGUGUUUUCAGUGGGGGAGGGGUUAGGGGUUAUAUCCUCCCCAUUGGCUUAAAAAUACAACAAAAUAUGAGUAAUCUAAUAUCGAAAUUUAAAAAUGUCGGCUGAUUUUCGAGAAAAAGAUUGAUGUAUUGAUUAGAAAUUGGUUUUUUUUAAGAUCUGGGUUUGAAAUUACCAAUUCUCGUAGUCGAGUUGGAUAGAGAAGACGAUUUACUCUUUUUUCACGAUUUUUAUUUGUCACAUCCCCUCCUAUGGAAAAUUCCUGUGCACGCUACUGAUUAGGUACCUACGCGUUUUUCUGAUAUCAUCGUUCAAAUUAAUAUUUAAUAAUAUACAAUAUACAUAAGUCGUGACUUCUAAUACAAGAAAUGUUUUUUUUUUUUUUUUUUUUAUUGAGGAAACACUACAAUAUGUUGUUUCGUUAAUAGAGUUCGCCAACAUUCCUACAUAAUAUAUUUGUCUUAGACAUAAUUAAUGUAAAAAUAAAAUGCCGCACGUAAUAGAAUAAAACUAUUUUUGAGUUGUGAAACUUCGAAUGAAAGUUUUGGGUGUUGUAAUGUCGUCUCUCAAUAGUUUUAAAGAUUAUUUGGAUGUUAUUGUUUCAUUAAUUAAAGUGAUAAAUAACGAAAAAAGUAUGAUAUUUAAAUUUGCUACCUACGUGUAGGUAUGAUGUUAUUGCGAUUAUUAAGGUUAAUUUUUACACUAGACUAAUAACUUAAUUUACACAUUUAUAAUAAAUAUUAGUAUUCCUAUUAUUAUUAUAUAUAAUUGCAACACUGAUAUUCCAUAAAUAACUGUAAAAAACCAAUUAUUUUUAUUUCCACAAUGUAUUUUUGUGUAGAAUAUUUGUAAUGAUAAUCUUAUAAUGAUAAUUUUUUUUUGUUUUUGUUUUGUCUGUAUACAAUUUUUUGAACAGUUAACUUGCUCCAAUCAAAAAAAGACAAAAUACUGUUUUUGUUGAAUUUUGGGUCUAGUUGGUACCAAAAAGGGUUUUCGAAAUAACUAGGAAAAACUAAAAUCGAAAUUAUAGGAGAAAUGGUAAAUAUUUACAGUGCUCCACGGCGUUACCAAUUUUAUCAUUUUUAAUUUUUACACAUUAUGUUUCCUAUCACAAAUAUUGCUCCAAUAAAAAAGCGAAAAGAUACCUUUUUUGUUGAAUUUUUUAUCUUAUCGGUGAAUAAGAAAAUCGUUUUUAAUUUUCUGGGUAUUUCUCUGAAUAAUUGAGCACAAAAAAAAAAAAAAACGUAAAAAUAACAGGAAAAUUUACGGGAAUAAUGGUUUUAUUAUUUGGUUUUUUUGUUGUAGUUUACUUCAAAAUAUUCGUAGAGACUUGAUAUUUGUAUAUAACACUGACAAUCAACAGUACUCGAAUUUUUUUUCUUCCUUUUAUAUGGAUAGAACAUGGAAAUCUUCAAUAGUUGUUAGUGAAGAAUUCGACAUUAAUAAAUUUAGAAUAUAAUUAGAUUAGAUUCGAUUAGUAAUUAAGAUUAUUAAGACUUUUAAAAUUAAAAUUUCCUUUUUAAGUUUCGAUCAGACAAAAUAAUUGUAUAGAUUAUUAUAUAAAUUUUCCUCAAUUGUUUCAGAAGUUAAUCUAAUUCGGCAUUCGGCAUUUGGUAUUUACGAUGAAUAAUUCUACGAAUAACGUAAGUAUAAUUUAUGUUUUAAUAGGUUUAUUAAUAUCAAUUUUAGGUAGUUUGAUAGAUGGGUAGGACAGUAGAUAUAUUAUGCUCUUCUGUUAUCAUACACUAGUUAGAAAUAGAUAAUUUUCUGUUGUCGCGUUAAUAUUUUAUAUCUUGAUUAAUCAAAAAAUGUUUGAAAUUAUUCAGAAUAAUUGUCCAACUGAAAAACCAACAAAUCCUGGAUGGUGUCCUAAUCACUGGGACCAAUUGAUGUGUUGGAAAACUUCGAAACCUGAUGUAACAGUUUUCCAACCUUGUUUUACCGAAUUAAAUGGAUUGCGAUAUGAUACAUCACGUAAGUACCUAACCCUAAUCCAUUUAAAAAUAUAAAUAAUUUUGUGGUUAUGAUUGCAUAAUAUAUUAUAAUGUACUUGUUAAUGAAUUUUAGAAAACAUUUCUAGUUAAACUUUUAAAUGUUUAAUAUAAAUUAGCUUUUUACGCCACUAACGCUUAUAUCCUUUGCAAAGUCUGUUGCUACGAUUUAAUAUUCUACUACAUAUGGAUAUCAGGAUAUGUAUCUAUAAAAAUGAACCAUCAUUAAAAACACGAUUUAGUUCAAUCGCUUAAAUUUUAGGCUUAAUCACAUUGUCCGACAGAGAUCAGGAGUUCGAUAAAACGAUAAAAAAUUCGAAUUUCUUGCAGAAUAGCCCUAUUUUCGAAUAAAUUAUGAAAACCAUUAGUACGUCUUAAUGACCUUAUACUUUCAAUGUUUCAUAGUUAGGCAAUGGACCACAGUGGAACAUUUCUACAUGAAUUUACCUAAUAUUAAGCUGUUUUUUUUUUAAAAAUAUAAUACAUCUUUCUUAAAAAAUAUAUUAUUUUAAAUAUAUUUUAUAUGUAUAUCAUAUACCAUGAUAAUAUACUGUAUAACAUAUAGGUUAUAAUAAACCUUAUUGAUUGUUGUCUUAUCAGUUUUAUGUUCACGGACUAAACUAAUGAUUUAAUCGACUUACUCGAUUCGGUCGAAUUAUUACUCUAACCAAAUCGUUUUAUUUGUACACAUUUAUACGCAUUACAAAGGUACGCAGCAAUAUCGUCAAAAUGUCUGCAAAGUAUGUUGAUAUUCGGUUAGGUUAGAUUAUCUAACUGGACUAAUACUGUGCUAAUGUAUCAUUAGGUACUUGGGGGACAAGGUUUAGGUCUAGGGAAAUUCCCCAUUUCCCUUUGACCUCACAUUCACCUUUCAGGGAAAUUCGGAGAGGGGGGGGAGUAUUUGGAAUAAUUGUAAAAAAAAAAUCGUAAAAAUGUUCAAUAGUGUCGUUAAAAUGUGAAACAUAAAAAGACUUGUUCCUGUAUGUAUAUAUACCUAAAUGCAAAUAUUAAAGAUCAUAACUAUUAUCUGACUAAAUCAAUUAUUAUGAAAUGCUUGAAAGUGUACAUGUUAAUGAAAAUAAAAUACAUGAAAUAUCGUACCGAAUAUGAUACUUCAUACAUUGAAAUUAAAAUAUAAAUUACAUUUUUCACGCAUUCAGUACCUUAAAAGAUGCGAUGGUUAUUUAUUUGAAAUAUUUUUCGAAAUAACCAAUAAUUCCCUUCAUUUCCGUAUAAUGACUAUACAUUUUAAAUGUCUUUAGAUGAAGAAUUAAUUAUUAUAUGUUCAGUUAAUUGUAAAUUAUUAGAGUUGUAAACUACAUAUCGUUUUGUGUUUUUAGAUGCUCAGUAAUACAUUUUUAGCUGGCGUACUUAUCAUUGUUUCAUAAAAUAUUUUCUCAAUUUUUUCUUUCAAAUUUGUCUGGAUAAAGAAAAAAUAUAAUUGCUUUGAAAUUAUAUAGAUAUAGAUAAAGAUAACAAAUAUUUGAAUUAUGUCAGAUAGAUAAUAGCUAAAUUUAAUUUAUCUAAGUUAAAAAGAUCUUUUUUUUUUUUUUUAAUUGUUGAUUGCUGAGGUUGUUAUAGCAUUUAUCUUAGGGAGAUAUAAAUUUCAACAGUUAAAGUAAUUCUGUAAAUGUAAAGCUAUUGACAGUUCCGGAAAGUCACUAGAUUAUUCCAUCGCAUUGUCUAUUAUAGAAAGCAAUCAUAAUUGUUAAUAUUAGGUGAUAAUUAUUUUUUGCAGAGAAUGCUAGUCGAUAUUGUAAAGCGGACGGUGUUUGGAACAGUUUUUCUGAUUACAUGAAAUGCAAAGCGUUAGAAACAAAUGAAAUGUUACCGGACGAAUCGAUUUUGUACACUUCAUAUUUCUAUUAUGGCGGUUACACAAUAUCGUUAGUGGCGUUGGUCGUGGCUGUUUCUAUAUUUGUGUACUUCAAGUAAGUAGGAAUGAAUUAUCCGAUGAUCCGUGUAUAUAAACAAAUUAUUCGCAGCAUUAUAUUGUUCAUUUUCAUUCAAAUAAUUAUCACAUUAAAAUGGAAUUAUAAACGUCUGUAUAAUAAUAUUUAACCAGAUCGCCACAAUAAAUAAAAAUAGUUUAGGGAUUUAGAGAAUCUAUAUUACUAUAGAGAUAUAGUACGCGACCGCAUAAUUGAUUUCGUUCGGUUGACUUGUUAUGUAUACCCAUAUAGUUUAUACCACUAUUUUGUAUACUUACUAUAAUAUUAUCCAUCAUUAGUGGCGUAUUUAGGAGGGGGGAGGGAUGGUAUAAGAGUUUACAUUCUAAUUUUGCUGAAUUUGUAUAGUGCAUCAGGAUUUCAUGAUCAAUCUAUUAUGGGUGAAUAUUCUCAGAGCAUUCCCACCCCUCCAAAAAAAAAAAAAAUCCAAAAAUACACCACUGUCCACAUUAUCAUUAACGUUUCAAAGUUUUUUCUUGCAACAAAAUCACGUAAUUUCUCAUUAAAAUAAUAUAUUUUGUCACAAUAAUGUUAUGAUAAUACGUCAUAUACACUAACAUUGUUUUAGAUCUCAUCUUAGAUACGUCACCUUAAUUCGUGUGUAUUUUGAUUAUAUUAUUAUAAACAAUAAAUAAAAAAAAAAAAAGUGUACACAUAAUAGUGAAACCAAUGCAUUCACCCGAUUCUUCGGUAUGCUCAGAAUCUAAAAUAAAAAUAAAAAAAUUCUAUAUUGAUUAAAUUCGUAGACAGUACGAUAAAUUUUGGCCAUAAUAAUAGACACUUAACAUUAAAUAUACAUAAAUAUGCGACGAAUAUAUUGAUCAAUCAUUUGAAAAGCAAACGAUAUUAUUCUAAAUAUCAAGUAUACAGGAAGUCAUUUUAAAAAACAUUUAUUUUAUGCGCCGUUUUUGCGUAAAAGAGAACUCAAGGUAGAAAAUAUGUUUUAUGUGCUAAUGAUUACUUAUACAUUAAAUGCAAAAAGUGAUAGGUAUAUUUUUUAAAAUUUCGGAAUAUUGACUAUAAAGACCAAUAAAUAUAUUUAUAUUUUAAAAUAAAGAAAUAUAUUCUAUAAGAUGUGAAAAACUUUUUUUUUGCAUAAUGAAAAGUACUGUCUACACAAAAAAAAAAAAACAACUGCUACAAUAAGCAAUAAUCGAUGAAAUUAGAACACGUAAUUUAAAGACUAAAGGGCUUGAAAAGAAUAAAUUGUAACAGUUCAUUAAAGCGGUAUUCCUACAUAAUAACUUUUGUAUUAAUAAUUCAUCAGAAAAUUUUCUUUUUAAUUUGCAAUAUAAUUCUUUUUCUUCUUUUGAAUAACGCAAUAUAUCAAAUAAGUUCUUUGCAUUCGGAAUUCAGCUAACAAGUAAGAAACUCCUUGAAGCCGCGUGAAGACGAAUGGAUAAAUUUUAUUAUUUCGUCAUAACUGUCCUUAAAAAUGUUUUUAAGUUUUUCACCAUAUAUUUCAAACUGCGCCUGUAAAUGUGCAAUAAUUCCAAAUGUUAGUUAAGAAUAUUGAAAUUAAGUAAUUUUUGGUAAAUUUGUCUGUAUAAUUAAUAGGAUCCAUAAUUAAAAUUUAUUUUUAGAACAUAAAAUUCUGUAUAACAUGAUUAUGCGGUUUUAUUUAAUUAUUAUUAUUUUAACUUCGGCUAAUAUACUAGCUUUUUAGAUUCAUACCUAUAAUACAGGUAUCGAUGUUAUUUUUUUUUUUUGGCAAUACAAUGAAAAAGUGGUCACUAUUUACGUUAUAUUAUGGUUAAUAUUUCCAGAGAUCUACGAUGCCUGAGAAAUACAAUCCAUACAAAUUUGAUGUGCAGUUAUAUAUUAUCGGAUUUCACAUGGAUUCUGACGUCAACACUACAGGUUUGUGCAGAUUAAUGUUUUCCAAAGGAUAUUACAUAUUAUACAUCAUAUAAGUCGAUUUUCGCAAAAUUAGAUCAUUAUAAAUUACACUAGACUAACAAUUCGUCGAUUAUUAGAAAAUGAUUUAAUUUUACAAACUGCGUACCAAAUAUUGUCGGAAACAUCAAUUGAUAUACUAUUGUAUAUAUAAUUGAUACACGGAUUUACUAUACACGAGGAUGUGAGGUGGUAGUGUGGUGGUGACAUUAUAAUACUACUAUGAGUACAAUAUGUCUGCAGAUACGAUUGUUAAGAAAAUGAAAUUAGAAAAUUAGAUGAAGAUUUACUGCGCAAAGUCGGUAUACGGCUAAGACAGCAUUAGUAUUAUUAACAAGCUAUCUGUCAUACCUUUGCAUAGAUAAUCAUAGGUAAUAUUAUGCGAUUAUGUCAGUCGCCCACGUAAUUAAAAUAAUAUUGAAAAUUGUCAUUCCUAAUAAUUAAUUAAACUAAUGAAAAUCCAUAGAAAAAAAAAGCAGGCGUAAAAGUAUAAUUUUUUCAUUUAAACCUAUAUGAGUUUUCAAGUCAUAUUCAUUAAAUGUUUACAAAAAGAAACAUAUGUUUUGCUUUAUGACGAAACAAUGGUGGUUAUAAUAAUUCAAGUUCAGAGAGGAGAGGUGGAAGUUAGUUCAAUUUUAAAGAUUCUUCUCCCUCUCUCCUUAAAAAAAAUCUUAAUCAAACGUUUAAAAAUGAUAUACUACUUGAAAUAGAAUAACAACAUAAUAAAUCAAUUAUUAACAUAUUAAUCAAUGCAUAUCGAAUACAACUUAAUAAACAAAUAAUUAUCUAUCGCCGUCUGUACGGUGUCAGUACUAUUAUAUAAUCCUCAAAUAAAAAUAUAAUUACGGUUUCAUCUAUGUAUUUACUUUUCCUUAAAAAGGGUAAAAAAUAAAAAUAAAAUUUUAAAAAGUUACGGCCCAAAGUGGUUUUGGAGGUGGAUCUAUAUAUUGCCUCCAGCACACGUGAAAUAUUCACUGUGACGGUAAUAUUCAGAUACGUUAAAUUUUUAAUGAUUUUUUUUUCCCAUAAAACUGGAACGGAUUAAAUAAAUCGAUAUUUAUAUUCAAAUAUUUAUUCUUACAAAAUGAAAUAGCAAAAAAAAAAAAUUCUAUUUAAAUAUAAUAAAUUAAAUAUAUGUUAUCAAAUUAUUGAACUAUGUCGGUAUAAUGUUGUUAAUUAAUUCAUUUUUUGAAAUAAUUACUUUGUUCUAGGAAUGGCUGGCUGUUAAUAAUAACGGUUGUUUGUUAUUGACGUUCUUUUUACGUUAUUUUACGUUAACGAAUUUCUUUUGGAUGUUCGUUGAAGGUGAGUUUUGACAAAAAUUGAUACAAUUAUAAAAACUACUAACGAAUUAUAUAUAAUUUGUUUAUAUUUCACGGUUUGUAAUUUUUGGUUUUUCUUUUAGGAUUGUAUCUGUAUAUUUUAGUUGUGGAAACAUUUACAAGAGAAAAUAUUAAGCUCCGCGUGUACAUGUUCAUUGGCUGGGGUAAGUUUUUAAUUUUUCAAAUUGUUCAGUUUUUAAAAGGCAUAUAGUACGUUUAAAGGACCGUCCAUUUUAUAUAAUAUAGUAAUGAGAAACUAUAUUAUAGGUUUAUUUUUUCUUGACUCAGUGAAAAAUAAUUUUUUAGAGUUUCAUUCGGUAACUUUUGUAAAAUUUAAUUAAAUACGGAUAUAGUAUAAUAUGCUCUAUUAGUUAAAAGUGCUUUAAAUAUUUUAAAAAGCUAGGUACAUUUAGCAGUAGUGUGACAAAAAUUUGAUGAACUAAAUUAUCAAAAUAUCUAAAUGACAAAAUACAAAACUGAGCAAAGUUUGUUUAUAUGUAAUAAAAAUGCUAUAAUUUGUACGAUAAAAUGUAAAAAAAAUAAAAAAAAACUAUUACAUUAUACUCAACUUUCUAGUUGUUUUACCACUUUUUACUUAUAAGUAUUACUUAUAAUGAAUCUCAUGUAAAUUGUCCAUGCACUUUUAAUCGUUCGAAAAAUUGUAUUCAUAUAAAAUUAAAAAAAAAAGAAAAAAAAACUGAUACUAGGGAUGGGAGCGGCCACUAUUGUAGGUAAGAAGUUAAGGGACAUAAGGUUAUUUCAUUUAUAUCUGUAAGGAACGAAAAAUCAUUGCUUGACGAAAGUCAAUUCCGAGCGCAGUUCGGUAAUACAUAAUUUGAAGUGCCGUAUUUUUUUUGAGAUUUCAUUUAAAUUUAAUUUUAAAGUUUUUAUUAAAAAAAUAAAGUUGUCAGAUGAUUCUGGAAAUUUUAUCUUGUUUAGGUAAUUCCAAUAUAAGUAUUACUACCAAGUUUCAAAGUCUCUACGUGUAAUUACAGCAAAAAAACUCCUAAAAAUUAAAAUUCCUCGAAAGCUCAAAAAUGGCUCAAAAGUUAUGGUGAUGAUACUGUUAGAAAAUUAAAAAGGCAAUAAAAAAAGUAACUUGUAGUUUUUCAAUUAAAUAAUUUUUUCUGGUAGAAAACGCUAUCCGUAUUUUUAUAAAAUAAUGAAAUCGUGAAAUUGUAUGUUUUCCUACGUUUUUUCCCACUCAAGUGUUUUUAUUUAAAAAAUAGCGUCGAAAAUCAAAAUAUGACAUACUAAAAGUACCAUCUAAACGACUCGAGUUCUUAGAAAAGUUGCUACACGUAAAAAUCAGAGAGAGUUUACUAGGAAAAAAGUGGCCACAGACUAGAACAAAAAGAAAUAAACAGCAUUGUAAAACCAAUAGUUCCCUCGCUACGCUUGGAAUCUAAAAUGUCAAAUGCUUAUAAAUAACUAAAAAUUUACCAUGUUUUGGCGAAAAGGCUAGUAUGUUUAUAAAAAAAUUUCAAGUCUCUACAAUAAUUUUUAACCGAAUUACUAAACAAAAUUGAGGAUAAUGAGACCGUUUAUUGCAGUACAUUUUCCUAUUCUGAUUUGUCCACCCUUUUCGCAAUAUUUUUUUCAAUUUAUGGUAAAAAAGACGGAUAUAUUGUGCGAAGUACUUGUGGGUCACUAUUUUAAAUGAGAAGUUUGGAAGUUAGGAUGUGCAUGGCGAUUUAAUGUAUAUCUGUACGCAUCAGAACAUAUUAUUGAUUUUAUGUCCUUGAGGUUUAUUCAUUGAAUUUCAACAUCGAAAUGUUCGAAUGUGUAUUCGGGAACAUGUCACUCCGCUGGACUUUGGUUUUCACCUCGCGAAAUAAUACGUUUCAGGGGAAAUUAUCGUUCCUUAGCAUCCUUCACACCGGAGAUUUGUUAUAUUGUUAUAGAAAUUAUUGUUGCUAGUGUUGAAUUUUUUUCUUUACACAUAUAAUUUUUUUGACCUCCUAGAUAUAAUAGAUAUAACUAUUAAAAACGGAUAAAUAUUUACGGUAUUACAGAUUUCAGUAUUUAAAAUUGUUUUUACAUUUUACAUCUGUAAACAAUUUUUCUACCUACCCAAAAUCUUGCUCCAAUCAAAAAACUACAAGAAACUCGCUUGUCUUUACAUUUCGGAUACAGUUAUUUUAAUUGACCUUCCUUGUAUCAGGUCAAAAAUAUACAUAAUAUAUAUGACCCCUUCUUUUUCCUUAUAAUUAUAUUUAAUAAUAUUGUUAAUUUGAUAGAUGUCUAAUUUUAUGUGUAAAAAAAAAAAAAAAAAAUGGUUUUACUAAAUAAUUUAACAAAUAACGUAUAUCAAUUUAGUUAAUUUUAAGCUUCUAUGUUAGUUAAGUAAUUGUCAUUAAUAUCUCUUUGUAUUUUCGGGCAUCGGCCUGAAUCGAUUAUAUAUUGAAUAAAAAUAAUAAUAAUAAUAAUAUAUCAGUAAUAUUAUAAAUUAAAAUUAAUUAAAACCCUAUAGUAUAAGUGCAAUUAAAUUUUUUAUAUUAUAUUAAGUUUAUAAGAGAAAGAAAAGCGCUAUUAUAAUUAUCAAGCUUAUUAAUUUAUCGAAUUUACCCACAUCCUUUUGGUUUACACCGCUAUCUUUUAAAUGUAUUAUAUUGAUUAAGUUAGCUAAAAGCUUUUUGAAUAGGUUAUAUUCAUAAGUUAGUACCGAUAUACUAAGUACAGGUACCUAAUAAUAUACAUUUUGCUCGUUUUAGUUAACGAACUACAUAAUAAGCAAAAAAUAUUAUGCUGUCCCGUCGGUCGUUGCUCACGCCACUUUUUUUGUCGGAUCAAAUGUUUUAGUAUAAAAAUUUAACAGUUUUACCCACGACUUCGUCCCUGUGCAGUUUAAAUUUGUGUAUAGUGUGUAAUGUGUAUAACUAUUUUGCUCCGAAUUAGUGCCUACCGGGAACGUCAUAUCACAAAGUUUUAAACCUUCUCGGUAACCAAAUGUAUGAACUCAAUUAAUGGGGGUACUCGUUGGAAACCUGAAAAGGACAAUCACUUGUAUUACUUAACCUCCAUAAAUAUCUUUUUUAAAUUUAACUUUGACUUUUCAAAUUUAUCAACUUUUUUUAUAACGUUAUUAUUUAAGAAAACUAAACAAAUUGACAAUAAUAAACAGUAAAUGGCAACAUUGUCCAGAAAUUCGUACGUAAUCGUAUUUUUUUUAUAUCAUUUUGAUCAAAAUCGGACGGAAUCGUGUUCCCAAAACGUUAAAACGUACGGAAUCGUGCUUUACCGCUUUAUUCCGCUCGCCGUUGGUAAGCAUAACCUACACGGUUUUGCGCAUCAUAGUUGUCCAAAAAAUUAAAAAUCGGCAUUUCUUAUUAAACCUUGUAAUUUGGUGCCAUUUUAAUGGUUUUAAAAUACAAUUCUAUUUUAAAACAUUUUCAAAUAAUUUAGAGCCCUGUAAACAUAGAAAAUGUAAAAUAUUUCCAAGUUGAUCAUGUAAGUAGUUAAAUUGUAUGUAUUUUUUAUAAGACAGACGUUUUUCAUAAUUUCAAGUUGGUAUUUUUAUUUAAUUUUUUUUAAAAGUCUUUUUUUGUGGAUAAAUCUGAAAAUUGUCAUAAAGUUGAUAAUACUAAAUCAAGUUUUUAUAUCGUGGACAUGUGAAGUAUACGAAUCGGUUUUUUUUAUGAUGAUUGGAAGUACCGCAACAUAAACACCUUGCGCUUGGUAAUAGAAUGUUAAUUGUUAACCCUGGUGAUGAUGUACACAUUGAUAACAUAUACAAUUUACAUUUCUUAAACGGAAAGAACUAUUUUUCAAGCAACUUUGUGUUUUUUUUAAAACUUUCUUUUAAUAAUUGCUCGAGAUACAAUAAUUGUAAUGUAAAAAAUUCUCCGAAAAAUCCUAUUUCGUUCGUCGCAAAAGAAUCAUAUAUUGUCAAAUUUGGGACACUGUAUAAAAAUCAGAGCUCUUCGAUAUUCUUGAUAAUUCGCCUGUUUUUUGGUUAUCUCUUAGCUCCUUUUAGUUACUGCAAAUUACUACAUUUAUUAGAAAUUACACCUAUUGACAAAUAUAAUAUAUGCGCCGUCUGCUGCUAAGUCGUUUAUUAUAUAUUAUGUAUUGUUAUAUUUUUUGACACUAAUUAAACGCAACAUAAUUUCAUUCCACUUUUCAAUUUAGGUUAAGAUAAUUAAAAUAUUAAAUUUAUUUAAACGAUAUGUACCUACAUAUAUUUAUUUAUACCUAUUUAUGACGUGUUUUUUUUGGAGGGGGCGAGAGUGUAAUAAAACAAUUUAGCAGAUUAACUGCUAACUCCACUCACCUGGCACCAAAAAUAUUUACAAGCCACCCCAAUGGCCACCCCGUUAUAUUGUUGAAAUAAACUAAAGCUCAAAUAAUUGAAUACCUAUAAUUGUACUUUUGUUACCAUAAUAUGUUGAAAAGAGAAAAAACUUAGGCGAUGAUAUAAGACUGCGUACGAUUUCUGUACCUGACCUAAACCCUUAAAAAUAUUACAAUUGCGUACAAAAAUGAAAACAACGUUGCCAACAUGCACUACUUAGUUUAUUUACUAUGUAAUACUAUAUAAUGGUUAGUGGCUAGUAAAUGUAGUAAAUUAACUGUUAAGUAAAAAUCGUGCGUGAAUUAAUAAAAAAUUAUUUAAAAGUUAUAUCUUAUCUGGUACUAUUUAAAUAAUACAAUACAAGUACAAAUUAUAAAUUACAUUUUUGGAAUCCAUCAUAAUAUUUUGUUAUAAAAAAUUUAAAAUAAUUGUUACAAUAAUAAUAUAAUUUUUAAUUAAAACUAUUGGCAUAAAAACGAUAAUAUAGUCAAUUAAAAACCAUUAUAAAUUAAUUAACGAAUACAUUAUAAUCUAAAACCUUGGUAUCGAUAACCAGUCCCUCAGAUAGAAAAUUUAAUACAUUACUAUCUACUCUAAAUUGAAUGUACAGUUAUAUUACAUGCGGUUAUUUUUUGGAUAAACUUUAGUGUUGGAAUAAACAAAAUUAACACCUUUGUAAAACUAUAAGUUUCUUCACUCCACUCAGAAUUUAAAAUAGCAUCAUCGCUCAACCCAGAAUAUAAAAUUAUAUUAUUAACAAUGUAAACAUACUUGUAAAUUAAAUUAGUACCCAGUGCUGGAGGGGGAGGGGAAGUAAACAUUGGCCACCCGAGAAAAAUAUUAUCGGUUAUAAUUAGGCCACCCUAAUUGUGUAAUCCUUGUUACGUGCCUGAUUCCACUUAAAUCAUACCAAGCCCACUAAUAUUAUAGAAGUUGUAUAUCUCUGAGGGGAGGGGGAGGAGGGUGGUGUUUAGGGGAGUUUAAAUGCGUAUUUUACUUUUUAAAUUAGAUUUAUUAUUAAUACCGUUUGUAUGCAGUUUAUGUUUGCCUGUCGUAUGAAUAGAAUUACCUAACAAUAUUAUUAUAAAAUAAUAUCAAUUUAUAAUGAACAUAACCGUGGAUAAUUCCCGGUGGACUUGACCUAACCUAUACCCAACACUAUAAAGUUCUAAUAUUUAAUAGUUAUUAUAAACUUGUAUACUAUAAAUUAUAAUUAUUUAUAAGUAGUCGAGUAGCUAUUAGUGUCUUAUUUUUGUACUUAUAUUUAAAUCAAUCUCAAGUACAAUAUACAAUGAAAUUAUAUUUUAACACUUAAUAAUAUUUGAAUGUAUUAUUUUAUCAUAAAUGAGAGUAGGUACUAUAAAUUCUAAAAAAAAAGUACUUAAGUUUAUUUUAUAGAACAUAAUAUAAUUGCACUACGUCUUAUUAUCCGUUUGUUUCAAUGAAGUAAAUUUUCAAGAAAUAAAUUUAAUGGAUUAUGAAAGUAAAAGAGUAUAAAUUGAUGAGGUUCUAAUUUUAAAAUGAACGCACAACGAUUUUAUUAUUUAAAAUUUUUAAGAUUUUUCAACCAGAAAUCUUUGUCCAAAUUUCAAGAAUAGCAUAUCUAGUUUUUGAGUAAGUUUAGAGUCGUUUUUUGGCUUUCCGUAUAAAUUUCCUAAUAAUCACGAAAAACCGGAAAAAAGCGUAGAAUGAGAACUGAAAAAUGUACGGCUUUACGAUUUAAUUAUUUUAAAUUGUUAAGCUUUAUAUUUUCUACCAGAAAUAUUGCUGCAAUAAAAAAACGACAAGGAACCUUUUUUGUUGAAUUUUUAAUCUGGUUAGUGAAUAAGAAAGUCGUCUUAUGAUUUCCCGUGUUGUCCAUUUAAUAAUUGAGUAAACCCGAAAAAAAAUCACCUUUCCAAUUUUUUUUUUUGUGUUUGUGAACAAUUUUUUUUACUAGAAAUCGUAUUUUAAUAGAAUGUAUCAUCGUUAUUGAAAGGUAGUUUUGUCUAGCUGGGUGCAUCGAAGAGGUUAUUUUUGAUUUUCUAAGGGAUAUCCAAUGCAUCUCAUUUUCCAAAUCUACAACAAUGACCGCACCCGUUUCUACUAUCAGCUCUUUUCUUCCUUAAAAUUAUUAAUUUUGUAAUGUGUACAUCGUACCUAGGUAAUUUUGUAUGAUAUUGAAGAAUACGAUGUUUUAUAUAAUUUUAUUUACAUUCCUUUCUGUUCUAAAGUUGUUAUACCUAAGGAACAUAUAAAAACAUCAGUAUCGAAUUUGGCAUUGCUUACAGUUUUAAAUCGAAUAUGGAUUUGGAUUAUUUCAAAUUAUCCUUUCUUGAUAAAUAAAUAUAUAUAUAUAUAUAUAUAUAUAUAUAGUAUGUAUACAGGGUGCUACAGUGUUAUAUGAAUGUCAAUAACUGUAUUUAAUUAUUUAUUUAUUUUUUAAUUGGUUUGGGUAAGUGGGACAUAUAUGUAGAGAAAAAUAAUUUUCUUAUUCAUUCUUUAAUCACUGAAAAUUUUUUUUUUUAUUUUUCACUUUUUAAUAUUUUCAAAAUAGCCAUUUUGUAACAAAAUAUUAUUCUACAAUAAUUGAUGUACAUAUAUUCAUAUCUGAUCAAUAGUUUCUGAUUAAUAUCCUUUUUAAUUUCUAGAAAAUUAGCGUGAAAACAGUGAAUUUUCAAUAGAAUAAUACGUACGCAGUAAUGAUCGUGCUGAUUGUGAUCAGUAAUUCCUUAUUUUUUGUUGAAUAUUAAUUGUUUUCACGCCAAUUUUUUAUAAACUAAAACGGCUGUUUCUCAGAAACUAUUGAAUAUGAAUGUAUGGCAUAUACAUUCAUAUUUUUAAAAUUAAUUUUUUUACAAAAUGGCUAUGUUGAAAAUUUUUAAAAGUGAAAAAAUAAAGUUUGUUUUUCCGUAAUUAAGAAAUGAAAAAAAAACAAAUGUUUACUGAUUAAGUUAGCAGUUAUUAAAAGAAAUAAAUUAUAAUUUUUAAUUGUAACUUUCGAAUUUUAAAUUGGUUACUGUGCAGUUUUACCUAUACAAUGUAUUUUUGGAUUAUUAAAAUAAAAUCUUGUUAUAAUACCUAAAUUCGAUUUACUGUACAUAGCAUAUAACAGAAUAUUGUUGUAUUAAUCACUUAAACGAUUUUAAAAACUAUAAAAAAAAUUUAAAAAAGACCUAAUACUGAGGCUACUGUUGUCAGUGAGAAAUUGGGAAGGUAGGAUUUAGAGAAAUAUUACAAUAUGUACGUAUAUCUGUACACAACGGUUGAUCAUUGAUUCUGAGUGGAGUUCAGUUAUACGUAUUUUGAAAAGCCUUAAUAUUUACGAUUAUCGUCAAAAUUUGAUAUUAACAUUUAUAUAAAAAAAAAAAAAAAAAAAUUCUUUAUUACACUCAAUUUUUUUUUUAUCCACAAAGCAUGACUUAUAAUGAACUUCCUGUUUAAUUUUCAAUCAUUUCUGUUUGAUCUAACAAUUUCUUCCACAGUUUUUAUAUCUACCGAAUAAAAAUUACGUAAAAAACUCACAAAAUUAAACUGUUUAUAAAUAUCUUAAAAAUGGCUAAAAUGUUUUGAACAUUUUACCAUGUUUAGGAAAUACAAACAUAAGUUUUUUUGUCUAAAUUUAAAGUCUCUACGAAUAAUUUUAACUGAAUCAUAAAACAAAACAAAAGUAAAAAUUGAUACAUUAGUAUAAUACAUUUCGUAAUUUUUUCCGUUUUUCUAACGAUUUUCCCGGUUUUUUUCAUUCAUUAUGAAGACCCCUGGAUAAAUCAAAAAAACUUUCUUGAAAUACUUCCCCAGUUCAAUUUCUUUUGAGAAAAAGUGCCACACUUGAAAAUCGGAGUAAAAUUUCUGGCAAAAAUUUGUUCACAGAUAAAAAAAAAUAUAAACACCAUUGUAAAACCAAUACAUUCCUCACUCCUAAAUAAUGAACAAAUUACAUUUUUAAAAAUAAAUAAAUAAAAUAAAAUAAGUUUCGGUUUUGAUUAUUAUAUAAUCCACAGAGGUACAUACAUAGCUACGAGGGCAAUAAGGAAUUUUCGGGGUCAUUUUUAAGAUUUACAAUUUUAAUGAAGUUGAUAUUAUAUUUUCGUGGAGAUUUUAUUGUUAAAGGGUAAGUUCGAAGUAAUUUUACUGGAGGAAUAAUAUAAUAAUUGAGAAGUAUAUAAAUAUAAUCAAUCAACAGAAUAAUGAACGUUCAUUAUGUAUAUGUAAUUCGUGGAUCAGAAAAGAGUACAUAUCUAUUCCAGCAGUUGUACCUAUUGUUAGUAGUUAACGCAAUCAAAUUUAUAGUUUAUGGUGAAUUGAAAAAAAAACGCCAGAAGAGUUUUUUAAAAAUAGGAAGUCUAUACAAGAUUUGACGAAAUAAACUGCGCACUGCAUAUAUUACAGUGUUUUCAUUGUUCGCUGUCGAUUAUAGACAAAGAACCAGAUGGGAUAUUUAUAACCGUUAAAAUUAUUAUAUGACAUUGUAAAGAGGCAAGAUAAGCAAUAUAAAGGAAUUAAAAUAUAAUAAUAUAUAUAUAUUAUAUGAUUAAAAAAAAAAAGAGACGAAACUGUAUACAGAGAGAAUUACGCUAACAAUUAUAUUAUAGCGUUUAGUGGAGAAUAAUAAUGCGGCAAUUGUAUAAUUUGUUUGGAAAAGAGAAUAUGAGAUUGAUAAGUAUUUAUUUUGGGAAUGGAAAUGAGAAUGUUUUUAGAGAGAGAGAGAGAAAGAAAGAAACUGAAUUAUUAUUUGUUUAAUCCAAGGGUAUCAAUCCGGUCAGUGAUUACAAUACGUUUAGUAAGAUUUUCUUAACGAAAUUUUUCAUUAUAAUAUCUUGGUAGCUUAGUAAUCAGCAAGUUUUUGAGCAAAUAAAAACUUUGUUAAAAAGUUCCUACAAAAUUAUAAAUUUGCAUAGGUAACAAACUUUUGUAAAUAAUUUAUGUAGGUAUAUAUAUAUAUAUAUAUAUAUAUAUAUACAAAAAUAUCCAAUUAUAAUAAAUAAUAAUAAAGUGAAUUGUACGUACAAAUAAAUUUAAACUGUAAAAUUACAAAAUAUUAUAUUAUAUUAUAUUUAUGAAUUUAUUUGGAAAAUAUAGCCAAUAAGGAUAAAUAAUAAUAUGGUAAUAAAUUUAGUUUUUAAUUGUACAGUUAUAAAUUAUUUUACUUUUGACUACAUAAAAUAUUUUUAAAAAAAAAGUUCGAUUUACCUUAUGCACCUAUCUAAUAAAUUAACAAUAAAAUAGAGAAUUAUUUGGAUCUGGAUUUGUUUUUGUAUUUUCUUUUGUCGAUAUAUCAUAUAUUUCCUACAAUUUUUCGGAUUAACGAUUCGUUCUAUUAUAAUAUUUUCUUUUGGUAAUAACAAAGUCACAACAAUUUGAGUAGAAAAAUUAUCUAGUUACAUCUUGUAAUAAUAUUAUCAUACAUAUUGUCGAUAAAUUAUUGGGUAAUAUUUAUGAUGAUAAUAACAUUAUAUUCACUGUAAAAUAAAUAUUAAAUUAUAAAUUAUAAAAAAAAAUUCGGAACCUUUCAAUUAAAAUUUAAAAGUUAUUCUGUUACAGGUAUUCCGCUGGUAAUAAUAAUUAUCUGGGGAUUUGCCAACAUGAUCACGUCGUUCGAAAGUGAGGUGAGUAAAAUAAUAUUAUUUAAAAACGUAUCAUUUUUUAAAUUAGUAUAAAAUAUUAAAUUCGUUAAUCUUUAACUACUAAGAUUUGAAAAUAAACAAAUUUAUUGAUAAACUCGAUGUCCGUCAUGUAUAAAAUGAGUCGAACAAUAAAACAGUGAGUUAGGUAUUAAAUUCUAUAGAUUUUUUAUUGAAGAAAUUAAAUUAUAUUUUAUUUAUAUUUAUAUUUUACCUACCGUUGUUUAGAAAAUUUCUUUUAGAAAAGAAUGUGUUCUCAUAUUGACCUCUUCUGAGCUGAAAAAAAGUAAAAUAAAACAAGUUUUUUCUCAACUCAUUGCUUUAAGAAUAAAAAUAGGGAAGUACAAAAAAAAUACGUCUGAUAUAACAUUAAAUCGUUAAAAUAAUUUCAAUUUGAGAGAUGGACAACGCAAUCGACCGACAUCUAACCGACCAGGAGUUUGUAAUUUUCAGCAAAAUAAGUGUACAUAUGUAAUUUGGAUCAAAAUGAGUAACUAAGUAUUCGAUUUUCGAGUAUUCAUUUACAUAUAUUUUGGAUUUUAUAUAAUAUGUUUUUUCAUAUAUCAAUGAUAUUAGAUAGUUUCGAGAUCAAUACUGACGUACCGUACAGAACGGCGUGAAUAGGUUAGUAAAAAACCUUUCAGAAAUUAAAAUGAAAUACUCGAUUGCCAAAUCUUAUACUCUGUUACUGAAAGUGUAUGUACUGCCGAUAGAAUAAACGAUUUGAAUUAUGAUAAAUUUAAAAUAUAAAUCAACCGACAGGACUUCGAAGGCACGCCCAAUACACCCAGACUCUUUAAAAUUAGAUAUCACGUUUAAAUAUUAUUCAUUUUUAAAUUGAUAUUUAUUAGACAAAUGUCCAAGUGUUUAGAUUAGUUUUUAUUUUUUUUUUGUUUCUAUUUAUUUCCAUUCAUAAAUAAAAGUGGACAAUAAAUAUGAAGUGAACAUACGAAUAUAUUGCAAAUCUGUACUUUGCAUUUGGAAGGUAUUUCUACUUGAAUGCGGAUAAGUUUUUGCAGUUUGAGUGGUGAUGGUACAGUAGACUAUAAACAGUAGUUUCUAAUGCGACGAUUUUAAUUGGAUGAUUUUAGUUUCACGGUGAUUUUUAAAAAUAAUGAUACUUCUUUUGACUGUUAAAAUAUUAAGAAUGUAAUUCCAAAUUCACAAAGAAUAAACUGCAUAAACUGGUAAAAUGGCGUAUUUAAAUACAGAAAUUAAGUUGGAAAUGCCGACUAAAAGAUAUUCAGGCGCUCUUUUAAAAUAUAACUAAAUCAACACUGAUUUGUUAAAAGUACGUAUACUACAUUCAAAGCAUUAUAUAUGCUUUGUGUAAAAGGUAUUAUGUGUAUGAGUAAUUUUAUUGUUUUCCGUGAUAAACACAAUUAAAAACUGUUUUGUUGUUUUUUUGCUUCCUGAAAAAAAGUGAAAAAUAAAACCGUCGAUAUACGUAUACUUUUUAAAAAUAAUAAUUCAGUCAUUGACAAAAAUAAGUAAAUAUAAGUAUUUUCAAUUUUCAUUUCGUGAUUUUCCUUAAAUUUGUAAUAUUUAUACGGAUAUAUUGUUAUGAUAAUCGAUUUUCUUUUGGCAAAGUUUUCCAAAAAAUGCACGUUGUUUUUAUUCGUGAAUACAAAAGAGUGAAACAUAGAGUUUGCAAAUUGAAUAUCUAUAAACCAAAUAAAUCAAAACUUUGCGUUUAAUUAAAUAUAACCAAAUACGGGAAAUAUUUACGCGUAUUUCGUUUAAGUUUAGUAUCCUAUAUUAUAUAAAACAUUUUUUAAUUUAAAUUUUAUACUGAUGCUGCAUAAUUUUAUUAUUGAUACUUAAAUUUGGUCAGCACAAAAUAUAUUUCUCUCGUAAAACGUAUGGCGUGAAAUUAAUUUAAAAAAAAAAAUAAAAUGUUAUUUCUUUCAACCCAUUUUGUGAUUACGCGAUGGUUUAUUUUUUUUGUCCCUAUAUGUUUUGAUUAGUUCCACAUGUCUGCAGACUACAGAAAUACUUGGUCGAUCUACCAAACGAACGGUAAAAUAAUAAAUAAAAUCGCGACAAUGUUCUAAAAUGCAGUAGGUGUAAUAAAGUGGAUCGUAACUUUCUCACUCACUCUUUACAGACUUCUCCAACCGAAUUGAAGACGAUUCGUAAUAAUUCGUCUAACGAACAGACUAUUAUUAUUUCAAGUGAAAAUGCGAAAUGUUAUUAUAAUAUUACGAGUAUAAUAUUGAUGGUGCAUUCUCUGGAAACUUGACACCAACUCGUAUAAUCUUCCACUGUUUAUAUUAUUAUUGUCACUAUUAAAAUAUUAUGUUUUGUGAUUACCUACCUACGCGUGAAAAUACGACAAUAUUUACUGUCUAAAUCAUUAAUAAUGCAAAUAACUCAGUAUCUCAAUCGAAAAUAAUACGCGUAAUAUACGGCAUGAUUUCAUCUUGAUGUAAAAAGAAAGCUUAUUCGUAAUUUAAUAAUGGUUAAACGUUGAAAAAAACAAAUGUUAAAAACGAUUAGAAAUUAAAAAAUUUAGAGUAAUAAUAGAUUUUUUGGAUUUUGAUGACACAAUUCAGGCGCUACCAGAGCCGUGUAUCCUGGAGGGGUUAAGGAGAUAUCAACUUCUCUCCCCAUCGAUUGUAUUAAAAUACAAAACAGCUUUUAAAACUAAUCAGCAUUGACAAAUUAUAACUAAUAAGUUAUAACAUAAUAAUUAUUGAACUACUGAGAACAAAUAAUGAUUAUUUGUUCUUAAGGAGGUUAAUGCCAUAAUGACGUGAGUCAUGUUUUCGUUAAAAUUGACUUAAGUGCUUUCCGCAUUUUUUUUUAGUCCAAUUUUCCGGUAGGCAAAGUGAAUUAAGUCCUAAUAAUCACUACAACUAUGUGGUAGCAUAAUGUGUGGAAACAAACCGGUGGUUUUUAACUUUAAGAGUGACUUUAAACUUUAAAAUUAAUGUGACUUACACCACUAUGGUUUUAACCUCUCUCAAUUGUACUAUAACAUAGUAAUAUAUUUUGCAAAAACGUUUUAAGAAAAAGUAUUAUUAUUUAUUAUAAUAUAUGAUUUUUAUUUACUAUGUAGUUUACCCUUCUCUAUUGGUAAACCUGAGUAUAUCACUGAGUGCUACGGCAUUACUUUCAAAGAUUGUUCAAGAAUGUCAGACAUCAAAAAUUCACAAAGAUUCAAAAGCGUUAGAAAAUAAAAUUUAACCAUCUUUAUUUAAUUAAUGAUACACGUAACCAAAAUGAUCAAUGAACGAUUUAUCAAAAUCGUAUCGAGAUAUUAUUUAAAAUGGGGAUAAAAGAUUUUUAAGGCAGUUAUGUGAUGACAUUUUUGUUAGAUAAAAUUAUUCUGGAUACAUUUAAACUAAAUUUUACGUUAACGAAAGUUCUUAUAUUCAUUUCAUUAUUAUCUAUUCGAUGGAAAUGUAUUUGGUAUGCGAUUUUCGAGUAUUUUUAAUUUCGAAGUUUCUGUAUACGAAUGAUGUAGACAUUUUGUUAUACCUAUUACGUGAAUAUUUAUUUAUGUACUCAAGUAAAUUAAGUAUUAUAUUUUUUACAAUUUACAAUGUUUUGUGUUACUAUAUAAUGAAAACGACGGAUAUUUUAAUGUUGAGACGUACAAUGAUGAGGUGGGAUGAUCGCAUGAAAAAAAAAAACGAUUUAGAAAACGCAAAAUUGCGAUAACCAAUUGGUAUGGUUUAACGACGAACAAGAUAGUGAUAAGAAAGACGUUUUAUAUAUUUCGAUUUUAAUGACCUUAAUUAGUGGCGUACUUAGCAUUGUUAUAUGGAAGGGGAGAAUCUGAAUGUAACUAAAGUAUAAAGUCAUUAAACAUAAUUACAGGUAGAAAAUAUAUUGUUACAAUACUUGGUACCUCAAUAUGGUAAACUUGGUAAACAAUAUUUCUGUUAUAUUACAAAUAAAACAAUAUGCUAUUAUGCCAUAGUUAAAUAUAAUAUAAUAAUGCGUAAUUGACUGAAACAAUAGUUUUGUAUAGAAUAUGCAUCAUCAAAUAUGAAUACUAUCAAGACAAUAAUUUUUAAUCCUUGUGAGAGGAGAUCAGAAUACUCCUACCUGUUAUAAGAGGCGGAAAUGGGAUUGCAUCAGGUCAUCGACUGGUUUAAACAUUUUGGCAAAUAGUUGAGGCAUCUUAAGUAAGGAUUGGUCGAAUUGUCUCAUUUUGGAUGUACCUAUGUAGGAAUAAAAAAAAAAAAGAAGAGUUAUAUAUAUUAUAUGUAACAUAGAAUUAAAUAUGAUUGGAAAAAGUGGAGAGAAGCUUCAGGUGUUUUAUGUGACCAGAGAAUUCCAAUGAGAUUUUAUAGUUUAGUUCUAUAUGAGUGUGGUGGGACCAACUAUGAUGUAUGGUUUGGGCUAAGAAUGAGUGUAUCAGAGAUGAGAAUGCUUUAGUUGAUGAGUGAAAUGACGAAAAAUAUACAAAAUGAAAAAAAUAGAACAAGAAAUGAGUAUAAUAUGAGAUAUAGCAUAUGUGUGACUUCGACAGUACAAAAAUAAGAGAAAAUAGACUGAGAUGGUUUAGGCAUGAAAGCGGAAUAGAGUGGUUAGAAUGAUAAUGAAAAUAAAUGUAGGAUAUAGGAAAGAGAGGAAAAUCAAAAAUAGGUGGUUGGAUGUGAUUGUGAACGAUAUGAGAACACUCAAAAACAGUUAAUGGAAGUUUAGAAAAAAUAGUUGGAUCAAAUGUGAAAGAAAAGAAGAUAAAAUUAAUAAUUACAGACAAUUCAUGAAGCAUAAAUUAGUAAUUAUAAAAAGAGAAAAAAAGGUUGAUGAGAGGGCAUAUGUUAUGAUACCUUCGUACAAUCCCCCACUUCCCCCAGUGAGCACACAUUUGGUAUUAACUACUAUACCGAAGAAGAAGAAGAAAAAGAUUUUUCUGAAACAAAGGUCUAUAUAAAAUCCAGUCUUAGUACAUUGUGGAUAAAUCCUUCGUUAAACUCCGAAGAACGGAAUAGCGGAAAAUUGAAUCGCGAUAUUUUAUUAUUUGGAAACAGGAAAAUGUCAAUAACGUUGCCGUAAAAGUAAUAAUAUUAUACGCAAUAGUUAUAUUAAAAUUUAAAGCAUAAAAUAAUAUUUUGCGCGGAGUUCUGACUUCGUAAAUGUUUCUGAGUAAUGCGGCUUGAGGAAUACAAAAUAAAUGACAAUGAAACAAAUAAAAAUAAAAAAAAUAUGUAUAUAAUAUUAUAAUAGUAAAUCCGAUACACUAAUAAUAAUACCAAAGUCCGGUACGUACAUACAAUUUCAAAAAUAAAAACCAUCCUAUUUCUAUUUGCAUGGAUCCGGGAAAUGUACUGUAAAGUAAAUAAUACACCAAAAUACAAAAAUAUUAUAAUACCGUGAUAACUAAUAAAUACUGUACUGCAGCAAGCAGCAGUUGUUAUACUAAAAAAAAAAAAAAGACCGAACACUGAAUCGUAUUAUUUAAACUUUGAGUGUUGGAGUGGUUUAAAAAAUAUUAUGUAAAAUACAAAGGUCCAUGAGUUGUUUGGGUACAAUAAAAAUAUACCUACUGAUAAAUAAAUUAAGGAAAGAAACAUUUUCAAAGUUCACGAGAAAAUCGAAUACGUAUAAAAAAGCGACGUAGUAAAAUAAUAUGACGAAAAUAUUUUUAAACAAACACCAGUGUAAAUGAGCUUAUCCAUAUUAUAAUAUUAUAUUGUAUGUAUUUGUAUAUUAAACUACGAACUUGGGUGAAUUUACGAUCUCCCGAUAUUAUAAAUUUAAUCACAUCGCCUUACACCACGUUGAAAUAUAAGAAAAUCGAACAUUAUAGCUACUAUAGGAUAAUAUUUAAAAAAAAAAUAAAAAAAAACAGUAUUUGAACGAUUUCGUAAAUAAUUUUCAAAGGUGUUCGUACUCAAAUAAAUAUAUUAUAAAUAUUAUUUUUUUAAAUGUAAUAUAUGUAUUUGUAUAUACAUUUCAAAUGCGUUAAAUUGAAUAGCAAAAAGUUUUCGGGGAUGUAACUAUUAAUCUAUUUGCACGCGUGCAAACUUCGAUAACCCGACCUAAAACAAAAUGUCAAAUACCUACAUAUUAUUUUCGAAAGUGAUUGGCCUAGCCAAUUAUUAACACAAUUGUAAAUAAAUAAAUUAAUCGAUUACCUGUCGUGUAUACCAGUCAAAUUUCCUUUUUUUUUUAAAUUAGAUAUAGCGAUUAAUAUAGGACUCGGAUUUAAAUUUUUUAACAAUUUAACGUUUAGAAAAUGCAAAUACAAGUUUUCUAUUUAAAUUUCAAGUCUUUACAAAUAAUACAUAAUAAACAUUACUUACGAAUACAUACUUGCAUGCCUACAUAUUUUUCUGCAUCAUUUAUUAGAAUAUUUUCUUGUAUAGUAACAUUACAUUAUCUGCAUUCAGAUUAUUUUUUAAACUCUUGCGCAUGCUUCGAAAAAAACUAUUUAUAUACAUAAUAUUAUAUAUUUCUAAAGAAAAUUCAUAGUAUUAUUCAAUAUACAUACGAUUACAGGUAAAACCAAUAACCAUAAUAUAUGUAUAUAAUAUAUAAAAUAACCACGACGAACCUAUGUCUUGUACGCGUUCAUCUGCACUCUGCAGAUUUCUAUUUCGAUUUCAUAUCGAAACAAAAUGCUUAGGUUAUAAUGACAUGGUUACUUUAUUAUUACAGUUGACAGAUACAAAGAUUGCUAAAAAAUAACCUACUAUUCGAUAUAACGCCGGUUGUCUACUCUGUAGUUUAUUCAGAACGCAAUAAUGUAUUUAUAUUUAAUUAAUCAUUACGGUUAUGUAAUUUAUUUAUUAUUUGACAUAUUAUUUUGAAUUUUGAAGUAAAAGAAAGUAAAAAAUAAUAAUAAUAAUAAUACAUUAAAUUGUCUUAUUCGAUGCCCGAUAAGAUGAUAAAUGAUGUAUAUCAACUUUCCCUACAUGAUGUAUAGGUAAGGUUAGAGAAAUAUUAUAUUAAUACUAACUAUGUAGAGUGAAACCCAUGUCAUAUCUUAUGAUAGAUUCCUACAUACUAAUUAAGUUAUUAAAAAUGUUUAUAGGUAGGUAUACCCUUUAGAAUUUAUUUAUAAAUACAGUACUUUUUAAAAACCUAUAUGGAAAAUGCAAUGUAUAGGGCAUACAUUUUAAUUUAACCGAUAUUUGUUUAGUUUUCAGUACCUAUCUAGCUACUGUUGUGAAAUGUAUCUAUAGAUAUACCGCAGUAUAUACUUAACUACCGAACUAUAACUACCAGUAUCAUAAUUACCAGUGGUAUGACGAGCAUAUAGGUUGAAAUACAGUGUAAAUUGGUUACACGCUGUGUAAAUAAUGAUGUAUUUACUGAACAAUUUAGUAAAUUUUUUAUUGCUUUUACAUAAGAUAACAUCAAUAUUAUCUAUCAAUUACCUAAUGUGUAGUAACUACCCUCUGUAUUUGUUAAGUAAAAACACCAAAAUAGGUGAAAAACAUAUAACAUAGGUAAACAAUAAAUAUCAUCAACAUUACUUAUCGACCUACAUUAUUAAGAAUAUUAGUAAGUUAUCUUAUUUCACUAAAUGAAAUUAGAGAAUAUCUAUCAUAAAUAUAUUUUGAUUUAUAAUAUCAUACAAAUAUCAAUGGCGUCAUUUCAACAUUUGGUAGGAUUGGGUAUAUAUAUGAUUAUAUUAUUCUCUAUUCAAAUCUAUAUUCAAAAAGGGAGAUUCCUAUUUGAAAAUCAAAAGUAUAUAUGUAAGAUUUAUUCAACGUAUAUGGAGUAGGGGUUAAAAUUUAAAAAUGGUUUAUAAUAUACCUUAAAAUAAAAAUAAAGCUUAAACGAUUCCAUAAUGAUUAGAAAAAACAGAAAUCAAAUUCACUUAAAAUCCUUUGAGAUAAUUGCUGGUUCAUGAUAAAAAAAAAUCAUCCCGUAUGCAAGGUGUCUCACUGUGUUUUUCCGAUGCUAAUUUUUCUGUUCAUGUUACAUUUUUUUUUUUUAUUUGUUCAAUUGGAUUUUAGGUCAGCCGUUAGCGGUACAUAUAUUUAGAGAAAAACCGAAUUUUCAUUAAAUUUAAAUUAUUGGAAGAAAAUUUGUUAUUUGUUCACAUUUUAAAAUGGCCACUGUCAUUUUGUGCUAGAUGUUUUAAGAAAUUUGGCUGCACCUUACAGGCUACUGUCCAUUUCAAUAACUUUAAGUUACGACACUGUAUAUCUUAGCUUCCUGUUUCUCUCUACUUCCCAUCCAAAAUAAUAGAAGAUUCAUCAACAGUACUAGUUAUUUUAAUUUAAGUUUUUAAUUUGAAUUGGUUAAUAUAAUUAAUAUAAUAAUUAAAUGCGUACUUACGCCUUGUUGCACGUGUCAUUCGCCGGCCGGUUUAAAUUAUUCGGCAUGGUGGUGACACUGUCGUCGGUGGAUAACAAUGAAAUGGCAUCGUGGCUUAUAUCGUUCUCCAGUAAUAUUGUUUAUAAACAUAAAUAAGUUUAUAUGCAUACAAUUAUUAUAUUUAUUUCAAACUAUCUAGGUACUAAUAUUUGGUUAAGACAAGACAAUAUUCGGUUCUCAAUUCAAUUAUUACGAAUUUAUUAGCAACGCUUCGAUAAUAUCAUUGUUUUUCGGUUAUCUAUUUAAAAACGUGUUUGCAAAUAUUUUAUUGAUUGGCAAAACUUUAGAGUUUUUGAAUAUGUUUGCUGCAAAUUAAUUGAAUAUUAUACGGACUGUGAAAAAUAAUGUAUCGAGGUACAUGAUUAAAAAAUUACAGAGACUAUUUUGAAUUGCGCAGCAACGAAGCGUCGAAUAGCAGUAGGAUUUAAUAUCGCUGGCUUCUAUUACUUCUCCUGAGCACAUCUAUUUCGUAGAUUCUCUAUAACCUCCGUGUUUUUUUUUUAUGUAACUUAUGUUUUUCCUGUGUUGAUUACAAAAAACAAGUAACGACUUGCAAAAAAAAAAAAAAAUGUUUAUUUUGUCACUAAUGUGACUAAAUUAUCAAUAACAACGAUUGUUAUUAUAUCAUAAUGUUAAUCAUUUGAUGUGAUGUUUAUUCUGAGGACCAUAUAAUACAUAUAAUGUUCGAAAUAUUUUUAGUUGGAUCGGAGACGAAUCGUAUAAUAAGAUUAGUACAAAAUGAGAAAAUUCUAGUUCAUUAGUUCAGCAAUCGAUCAGUUUUAUUACAUAGCUGCAGCCCUGCAGGGUAUUUGAUAUCCCAUAUUAUAUGCGUAUACUUGUAAGUCUGGUUUUUGGUCUUGUUUUUUUUGUAUUGUCACUGCCGUCGAUAACCGAAAUGUUCAAAAUUUCUUUGAAAAAUAAAAAAAAGAAGAUUAUCACUUUUUUAUUUCAUUUAAUAUGAAUUAAUUAUGUUACUUAUUAGUCUUAUUUUUCCCAAUAUAUGAAUGAAUAAUUAAUUAAUGGUGUUUAAAUUACAUUAAUUAUAUUUGAUAAUCCAUAUAAAAAAAAAGGUUUAAUUCUCGGGAAAAUGUUAGGUUAAACUGUAUAUCGUGUUUUCUUCAUCAUAAUCCGGCGAUUUUCAGUAAAAUCGUUUUUUGAUCUAAUGUGAUGUUAUUGCAGGUAAUCGUUUAACGACUUAUAUUUACAAUAUUUUCAAAAUUUCCCCCUUAUAUCGUACACCGUAAAAAUUAUUGACUUUUGAUUGUCAAAUAACAAACAACCUCAGCGUUUUAAAUCAGAUUCCAGAAAAUAAUAUUUUUUUGUAUAUUUUGAAAAAUUAAAUUAAUUAUAAAUCCUCAGGGAAAAUCAACAAAUCGUGAUAAUAAUAAAAUAAAAUUGUAAAAUAUUAUGUUAUCUAUACAUUAAUAAAUAUUGUAUUUUUCGAAAUACAUUUUUAUUUCGACAACGUUGGAAUUUUAUUUUUGAAGAUCCAUCAAACUCGUAAAAUACAAUACGAUAUUUUUUUUAUCAUCGUUCUAUAUAAAAUUACGCGAUUACACGCGUAAUAGCAAUCGGGAUUUUUUUUAUGGACACUACUAGAGAAUUUAUUAUACAAGGGAAAACGGAUUGUCAUGAAAUUCAACGUCGAUGUAUAUAGUUUUUCUGACCUAAAAAUAAAAAUCGUUGUCGUUGAUGGUAGCAUGGAGGAUUCCCCCAUCUUCAUUACCGUCGUCAUGAUACAUUUUUAAUGUUUUCAUUUACUCCUUGCUUGUUAUUAUUUGUGUAAGUCUUGUGGUUUUAAUAAUGUUUGUGUAUAUAUAACGAUCGACACAAUAUUUUAACGAUGACGAAGAAGAGGAAAAAUAAUUAAAUAUUGAACAUUGCGGAGACACUGAGUAGGUAUAUUCCGUAUACUAUUUUUGAGAUUUUCGUUUUUACGUAAAUCUUUAUACGUUAUUGGUACACUCGUGUAAAUAACAACGAUAGUUAUAAUUGGGAAUUUAUAUUAUUAAUUGAAUAUUAUCGAAGAAGAGAAAGAAUUUUAAAUUUUAGGUUUUGAAGACUUCCGGAUAUUAUUUUUGAAAAUUCUGUGAAAUAAUCGCAUUACAUUUGUAUUUAUUCUGGACGCAUCCGAUUUUCAAACGAAAAACCGAUUACCUAAAAAACCUAGACCAUUUUUCAAACAAAUUCACACAUUACUAAAACAAUUUGAAUCGGGCAUAGAAAAAUAAUUUUCUAUUUAUCUAGUCUAAUUGUUCACCGUUAAUUGUUCUAAAAUAACAAAUUCAUUCAUUAAAAAUGACGAACCUCUUCCCUUUAAAUGAGUUUUGGGAAGUAAAUUAAUGGAAAAGUUUCUUCAUUAAAGGUAAAAAUAAUUUUUAAGUUUUUCAAACUUGGAGAAAAUGUAUGUAUGUAUCAUUUAUUUUAUAACCUAUUAGACAUACCUGAUACCUACAGAAUACGGAUAUAGAGAAGGAACCAUACAGUCAACCAUACAAAUAGUUGGAUAACUUCGCCGUUGAACGGUUAACGGUCGUUUUUAAGGAAACAUUAAAAAUUAUUUCAUCGAAAAAUCUUUACCAAUUAUAAUGAAAUCAAAUGAAAUGUUUUUUUCAUCGUUUAAAAAUGUAAAAUCAUAGUGCUAAAUGUUGAAACAGAUGAACUAAAUAAUAUCGAUUCAGAAAAAGCUGUAGACGUAUUUGCUGGACUUAAAAUCGUCGGUAUCCUUUCUUUUAUAAAUAUAAUACAUUUUUUUUUCUAGAAAGUUUCGUUUGGACAAAAGUAUUACAUAACAAUUAAUACUAAUUUGAAUAUUAUGUACUUCACUUCUUUUUUUGUUUUUUACUGUAUUUAUCAUCUUCAACAUUUGUAUGUAUUAUUUGUUUCCAAUAAAUUAUUGGUUUUCGUAGGUAAAGUGUCGGUUAUUUAUUAGUUUUUAGAUUCUAUAUGGCUUUUUACUGUUUAUAUUUAUUGCGAUUCAUAAUGUAUUGAAACAUUUAAUAGCAGGAUGAUAUGUAUAUUUUUAUAUAGCCUGGUAUAAUAUUUAAAGUGGCCUUCUUGAAACCUCGCACAUCCGAAAAAUCACUGAAAUGACGCCCCUAGUACUUAAAUCAUAUUAUACAUGUAAAUAUUUGUAUAGUUAAAUAAAUAAAUAAGUGUAGAUACUUAUUUAUUAUAUACUAAAAACUUAAGGUUAGGUUAGGCUACGUCCAUAAAUCUAUGUACUAGGCAGGCAACUCGUUGAAAGACUGCAGACACCAACAAUAGCAACAGUGACGGCCUCUUAUAGUUAGGUAUAUUCGUAUUUCGAAAUGUUUUUCGAAUAUGUAAAUGAAAUAUUCAAUCCGGUUCGGUGAAUUUGUGAUUUGUUAGUUUGUUUAUGUAACGUCAACGGAUUUAAAACAACGAGUUUUGAUCUGAAACAAUAGAACAAAAUAGAUUUUUUUUUCGAAAUUGUCCGUGACACGCAAAUGUCAAAUGACAUGAAGGUAUAUAUUUUUAUUAGUACGGGAACCGAUUCCGUUUGUCCGGCGAUCACAAGGAAGGCCCUUCUAAAGCAGAUAUUAAUAAUGUUUGACGUGCACACUGAAGGUAAUUAUUGAAAAAAAAAAUGUUUUUUCCACCGUUAUUAACUACAUAUAUUUGAAUAUAAGGGAUGGAAUAAAGAAUCGUUUGCUUUAAGUUGUGGAUGCUUAUACGUUUUCAAGAAUACGUGUGUUAGAUGUAUUAAAUUUGGCAGAGCGUUUUCUUUCUGCCGCGGAUACAUUUAAAUGAUAUCCGUUAACAAUUCGAAAAUUUUAGUGUAGGCGCAAAAUAUAGAAGAAUUCUCGUGAUGAGUAAAAAAAAUAAAAAUACUUGAUGCAUGCCACGUAAACCUUUUAAAAACACCGAUUAGAUUAAAAAGUCUCGUUACAUCCUACAUUCAAUAAUCGUGAAAAUUGAAUUAAUAGAAAUUGCAUUUUUCUAAAUAUUUUGUUUCCAUCUUAGCGUAGUUAUUGCGAUUUCGCGUGAAAUAAAAUAAAAUAAUAUAGGUACUGCGCAAACUAUUAGAUUAUCAGCAGUUUUUUUUUUACAUUUUUUUUUAAAAAAAAAAACCUAAUAAAUAUCGAAUUAAUUAAUUAAUAAUUAAUAAUUAAUUUUGUGUUUCUAAAAAUAAUUGAACUUGUAAUAUAAAUUACGUUUCUACGUGUAUUAAUUCUAGAUUAGCAUAAUCUACCUACUAUAUUUGAAUACAUUCGACCUUUUAAAAUUAUAUCGAAUUUAAAAUUGUAUUGUUGUCAUAGGUAAUUUAAUUUCAAUCUUUAAAGAAAUAUUAUUAUUCGCGGGCGCACGUGAAUAAAGCUUUUAAAAGUUACCAAAUUGUGAAAAUGAGUUUACACCAAAAAUAGCAGAUACAAGGUUAGUUUGUAUAGGGUAUGUUGAGUCACUUUUUCGAAUGUUGAACGUGUUAUCUCAAUAAUAUACCUUUCAGGAUAAGUCAAGAUUUUUUUUCGUGCUUUUUAAAUUACGAGUUCCUACCCAUGUCGCCUACCAUAGUGAUUUAAACUAUAGUACACCUUUCAGAACCGCCAUGUAAGAGAAGUUAAGUCAUCUCAAUCAAUAUUAUAUUUUUCCCGGAUCUAAUGACAAUUAUGUUAAGUCAAUGAAAAAAUAUUUAAAUCAUUAUUUUACAUAAUAAAUUAAGUCACAUUUUAUGUUUUAGGUUCAUAAAAAACUGCAGAAUUUUAAACAAUAAAAUAUACAAGUUAUAUUAAACAAUACAGAACCACAUAUAGGAUAUUACAGUAUUUUAAUUAUGGCAAUAGGUGAAAUUUCUGAUCUUGCGAUUUUAGUUAAAGUUUAUCAUUGCUCUAUUGAAAAGUUCUGAAAAAUUGAUUUAACAACUUUUUCAAACGCACUCGAAAAUUUGUUAGUACAAAAGUUCAAAUAUUAUAAUCAUAUUUGUAUGAUUCCAGAUAAAGUUAUUAUCGUUCAUUUGUAAAGCAAUAAUAUUAAAAUAGGAGUUUUUUUUUCGUUUUUAUAAAGAAAGGAAUGUUUACAUUCUCAAGCAUUUUAAAGAUUUUUUUCAGUAAUUAACUACAUUUUGGUUAGACUGUUCAAUAAUAGCUCGAGAAGCACUUUUUUUUAUUAAUAUCUGCAUGCACUUAGGUUAAAUUUUAUUUAAAUAUACAUUUUUUUACACUUUUUAACUUAAACCUACCAAUUGAAUAAUAAUACGACGGAGUUUUACUCGAAUAGUUUUAAAAGUAUUUUUUGCCCGUAUUAUACAAAAGUUAUAAUAUAAUUAUAUUUUAACGAGAUCUCCUAUUAAAAACCAGUUUUGCGAAUUUAAAUUAUAAUUCAAAAGCAUAAGUUAUUCAAAAUUCCUUUAUUAAAAUAGUAUUAACAAUGAUUAUAUCCAGAGAAAAAUUUCCCAAAACUCUAAUUAGUAUCAAAUAUUUGUUUUAAACUAUCUCGCUUAUAAUACAAGAAGAUGAAAAAAUAUUUCUUUUAAAGUCUAACAGUACAUUAUUCACGUGUUUAGCUUAUAUUAUUUAUAAACUGUUUAAUUUUCGAUUGCAACUGAUUUUCAUUUGACAUACAUUUUUAAAAAAUAAUUGUUCAACUAAACGGCUGUUGAUGUAUUCAAAAUAUUAAACGUACAUUUUUUUAUUUCCAAUUUCUAUAAAAAUACUCCCGCACAACAAUACCCUCUUAAAAUAUAAUCUUCAACAAGCGUUAAAAUUAACGAUACGCCAGUUGUAACUGAAAAGUCUUAAUUAUUUGUGUUGACGAGCCCCGAGUUCCGGUUGAAAUCGUUUUUUUUUUCGAAUGAUAAAUGAUUGUUUUUUCGUCUUUAAAAGUUUAAAAUAGGAACGCGGUAUUGGCUUUUGUUAAACGGCUGAAGUGAAAAACAAAACUGAUGAACGCUCAACGUUUAGUUUCUACUUAUAUUCUAUAGGACUAAGAGAACAGCUGAUAAUUACAUAGUCAUGUAGGAUCGUGAGGAAUAAACCAGAGGUAUUCCGCUUGAUAAAUCCCAGAACUCUUAAAUCAUGGCCGAUGUUUAAACGAUUUAAACAAAUUUUAUAAGAUUAAUAUCAGACACUGAUGUCCUGUGUACGUUGACACGUAUAGAGAUCAAAGCACAUUUAUAUUUUACCAGUGCGAUAUUUUAGUGUUAUAUUGAUUAAAUCGAUAUUCUCUCAUAUUAUUGCCAUACAAGCGCUAUUAGUCUAGAAAUCAUCCGAUUUAGGGGAUUUAUUAGAUUGCCAUUUUAUAACGAUGUUAUCAUUGCCGAUGGGCAACUAUAUAGUAUAAAUAGUUUGUUUUAUGUAGGUAUGUGGGUUGAAUCAAAGUAAACAUAUUCAAAUUCAAAAAUUUAAAUAUAAAACUGCUAUAAACGUUUAAUGGUAAUGUGUUUUUUUCGACUGGCAUCUAAUAAAGGCUUGAUAUAUGAGGGAGGAGUACUUUUUUUCACUUAGCAUUUUAGUUAUACAUUUGUAUGUACUAUUGCUUCUUUUGUCAUAUAAGCGGAAAAUUGAUUGAAUUUUAGGAGGGGCUCAUUUUAGUGAAAAGUAAAAAAAAAGAACAUCACUUUUCACAUAUAAAAACCUAAUAAGCUAUAAAACCUUAUUCUAAUUUCAGUGUCAAUAUUGUAAUUUUUUUUUUAGGGAUGAGGGCUAGAAUAAUAAUCCGAUUAUUUUUAUUAUAAAUCUAGGGGGUUAAGCACUCCUAGCCCCUCUAUUCUCCAGGAAUCCAUCUUUACAUUAUCUUUACAUCAUCUUUACAUUAUCUUUACAUAAUGCGAUUUAUUUUCUUGCUUCUUGUUUGAUAAAAAUAGGGUGAUCAUCUAUUAUAAUGACCAAUUCUGAAAAAAGAAGAUGUAAAUAUUAUGUAGGUACAAUAAAAUAGCGUAUCUACCACGAAUGUUUUUGGAUAUUACUACGACGUAAUAAUAUAUAUGACGCGGUUUAAGGGUAAUUAUUUCGAGGAGAAAUUAUUUAGUGGGGAAAUUAUCAAAAUUAUUCAUGUCCUGUACGCUUAGGGGGGGGGGAGAAGUUUAGGACGAAAAGAAACAAGGAAAGGAAAGGAGAGGAAAUGUGAUGUUGCGUAGUAUUCUAGGUAUUUGUGAAAUUAAAUGGCGCGGGUACCUACUCGGGUUUCGCGUGAACUUUUGGGAGUGCUGAAUUAUGGAAUAAUAUGCUGCCAGUGUGUUCCAGAUAUAUCUACCUAGUUAAGUACUUAUAUUUUGCCGAGCAGAGUCGGUAUGAGUACGACGGGUAGCUUGUUUAGUUAACCGCACUAUUCGGCACCGUAAGCACAAUUUCUAGGCUCUCGUUUCGGUAUAGUAUGCAUUUUUGGACAAUUAUUAACAUAACCGUUUAAAUAAUAGCCAAUCAGUGUACGGUGAUAACUUUUUCAAAUUAAUACUAGAUUCGGGUUGAUAAUAAAUCGAAAAUUUAUCACAUAGUCGUUAUUUUUAUCACAUGGUUUGGUUUUAUACAACUAUUCAUUAUGCAUAUUUGUUGGAUUAUCAUCGCUUGAUAAUAUUAAUUUAUCUUCUUUGAACGUGGAUUCUAUAUCAGUUUAUCCAAAAAUAAUAGCCAUUGAUAAAUGACAAAGGAUAGGUAGUAAUAAUUAAUCAUAAGUAUAAAAUAAUAAUAUUAGAACAUUGUUGGCACUUAGUUUUUUCAAAUAUUUAAUAAUUUGAAGUCUUGAAUUUUGUUCAUAAACUGCUGGAAGAGUAAAACAGUUACAUAAUUAUUAUACUCUAGGAAUAUCGCACUUAGGACCAGUGCAGCAAGAAGUGUAGUUGGAAAUGCCAUAGCUUUAUAUUAUACCCGAGUAUUAACUACAUUGCUCCGAUAAUAGACUUAUAGAACAAAUUUUGAAGACAAUGUCAUGGCGUAACUACCUAUUAAGGAAUAUGUUUUUUAAUUGCACGCACUAUACCUUUGAAAUUUAAAAGAUAUAAUAUUUACCGAACCAAAGUGUUCACUGCUCUAAGGUAGGUAAAUUUAGAUUAAAAAUUAUAUUAAUUUUAAAUUACAAAAUAAAUUAGGUAUAAUAGUUGUACAUGUUUUAACGAGUUUUAUCAAAAAUUUGAACUUAAACGCCAAGGAAUAAAAAUCAACGGUAUUGCGCUCAGCUCUUUUUUUUUACUACUAUUUAGAAGUGUAUAACUUAAUAUGGUAAAAACCUUAUACCUAUCAUCAUUUUGAGUAUUUUUAUGGAGUCAAAAGAGUUUUUGUUCAUAUAAGACCUACAUUAAAGAUGUAUGAAAGUUCUUAGUAUUAUUUAAGAUGUGCAAAUAGUUCUUACAAAUUUCAUCAUAAAUUGGGAUUUUAAAGGCUUGUAAUAAAACAAAAAAACGAAACGAUAGAUUCUCGAGAACUAUUAAGUAUUAAAAAAAAUGUUAUCUACAUAAAAAAAAACAAAAAAAAAACACCAGAAAAAUUACAAGUAGUUAACUGCAAAUAAAUAACAAUAAUAAUAAAGCAAUAAGUAUUCGAUGAAAGGACUUUGCGUUUAUUUUUGACCGAAUUAGAUAAAAACAUCGUAAAAAACAUAGUCAAAAUGAACCGAGCACUGCGUGAAUAUUCUCGUUUUUCUCACAUUGUUUUCCGAUUUUCUCCUGUUAUUCAGAAAAGUUCAAGAAGAGUCGAAAACUAUUUCCUCAAUAGUACAUAAAACAGAAAAAAUUAGCUACCAGAACUCUGAAAUUGAUUAUUGAACCGAAUCUCCCGGCCAAAACCUUGUUUAUAUAGACAAAAAAAACACGCAUCAUAGUAAAACUAAUAAACUUUCAAUAUGUACAUGUAUAUUUGGAAUUUUUAACACGUUACAAAUAUGCGAUAUUAUGCUCUUAUUGAAUGGUGGUUUUUUCUUUAGUAAGUACUUGAAACGCUAAUAGAAGUGCGUAAUUUUUUUUGAAACUUUCAUAAAUAGUUCAAAGUUCAAAACUGUUUGAAAUACAUUCUAUCCGAUAUUAUCCUAGAUACUAUACCUAGAUAUUAUGUGUAUUAGUGUAUUAUUUUGACGGACGAAUAUAAUGUUUUAAUAUUACGAGUAGGUACAUUAUGUUUUUCGGCCACGGCGGCGGGACGAUAAAAUGAAAAAAAAAAUAGUUGCCGUGCAGAGUACUACGCGGAAUAAUCGGCAAAAGGAAUUCGAGGGGGUCUCGUCUGUACUAGAAUGCUGCACCGUUGCGUCGUUUUAUACUUACUAUAUUAAUGGUAUUAUUGGUGUUAUAUAAAUACUCGAAACGAUGCACACUAUAAUGUUCUUAUUACAUUUCUCGUUUCUCGAUAUAUUGUUGUACAGGAAUAUUAUAUAUAUAUAUAUAUAUAAUAUGUAUUAGGUGUAGUAAGCAAACGUUAAAAAUAUAAUUUUACGGGAUGGAAUUUUAUACCGUUUUGGCGUUGUAUUACGGAAUACAAUGGCUCGUCAUUAUUGUUAUAUAGAAAUAUCUCUUUCAACUCAAAUGAUGUCGUACAGUCGUCGUUAGUCACUGUAUACCAAAUAACUUCGCAAAAAUGUCUGACAAAUUAACCGGCUAAAACGCGUAAUUUUCCUGUUUUUUUUUUUUUUUUUCCAAUCUAUUUUCUGCUGAGCCUUGUAGCACUAUGCAUAACACUCAGUCCGGACGAUUAUUGAUUCACCCUCUCGUAAUGGACCUAUCAUAAUUCCUGUAAUGGGCAUAACUUCUUAACCUACUUGGUCUUGUGUUCUCAUAUACAUAUCCAUACAUCUAUAUACAUAUUAAAUUUUAAAUGCGUGAUUGGAAAACUCAUUCCGGUUUGUCUCUCUCCUGAAAAUUACGCCACCGUACCUGCAGACAAACGUUUUUAUUAUUCUAUUAAUGUUUUAUUUUCACGUUUAAAUUCAUCGUUAUGCGUAUUAUAUGUGUACACAGAAAAAGGAAGAAGGCACUUGUACGUGGAUGUCAACGGUGCAUGAAUGGAUCUAUCAAGGACCGGCCAUAUUAGUGUUGGUGGUUAAUUUAAUUUUCCUGUCGAAAAUCAUGUGGGUAAGUCACUCGUAUAAUUCGUUUUUGUAUAAUAUAGGUACCUAAUAAUGGUAAAACAAAAAUUCCGCGAAGGACAGCUAGCAUAUACUAAAACACCGGAUUAAAUAUAUUGCACUUUGACUGUAACUUUGUGUACGAUACACAUGUAUAAUAAUGUUAUAGUAAUAUACAAAGGGGUCUGUUUAAAAUAUUUUCAGACGAUAUAUUAUUAUUAAACUUGCCGCAGGUUCUAAUUACAAAGCUGCGAUCGGCGAAUUCGGCCGAAACCCAACAAUACCGCAAGGCCAGCAAAGCUCUAUUAGUCCUCAUUCCGUUGUUGGGUGUCACCUACAUACUGACCAUGGUCGGACCAACCGAACCCGGUACUUUCUCCAACUAUUAUUCCUACGGCCGGGCUACGCUUUUGUCUAUGCAGGUGAGCUUCGAUAUUUGACAUUAUAAAAUAUAGGUAAUACUGGGAAGUAACGUGUUUAAAAUUUUAAAAUUAAGUUAAUUAAGUUUUCCUGAAAAUCGGUCACUUACUUCGUUACUCAAAUUCGUUCAAACUUUAACACUAACUUUUAUUAUUUUUAAGAUAACUUAACUUAAACUAGUUAAAAUAUUUGAUAACUUGCCCAGCUUUAUUUAGUACCUACUCGUAUAGUGUCGUCGUGUAUACUCGGGUCUGAUGAUUUUUGCAUGACUUAUUUUGAAUGAAUAAUAAAAAAAAUGUUCCGGCUAUGUAUAAUAAUACUCUGUACCUAACUACCUACCUACCUACACGCACAGGUAUACAGCAUACAUUUCAUAAAUAAUAAUAAAAUGAUUAAGUUUUAAAUAUUUAAUACGCGUACAGCGGCCAAACAGGAUCUCAUUCAACUAUAGGUAUAUGGGUACACUAUUCAACGUUCGGGAUAUAAAUGUGCAUUUUUCAAAGCGUAGGUAUAAUAUUAAUUAUUAAAACGUCAUUUUCUCUUGGAAUAUCAUUUUUUCCGUUAGGGAUGCACCUGUUUUAUAGACGAAGUGCUACGUAUAGUAGUAUAGGGAGAUUAUUAUUAUAAUUUAAUGUACCGAUAUUUGUUUAAUCGGUAUCUAUAUCCGUUCGCAGGGUUUUAUGGUCGCGAUAUUCUACUGUUUCGUUAAUUCCGAAGUGAAAAACACGUUUAAACAUCAUUUGGUCCGGUGGAACGACGCGAGAAAUCUGAGGACCAGCGGUAGCCGGAGGUUCACCUAUUCCAAGGAUUGGUCGCCGAACACAAGAUCCGAUAGCGUCAGGUAUUCAAUUUUAUCCUAUUAUUUAACGUAUACACUAUUAUAAUAUUUUGUGUUUGAAUUUCAAAACUCAAACGUUAUUAUUGUUUGUGCAGAAGGUGAUAGACUGUUUUUUUUUUUAUUUUUUUUUGUAUACAUUUUGUAUAGGUGGUCGAUGACUAGAAGAUUGCCCUCUCAAGUUUAAAAAAAAAAACA